This is a messenger RNA of Erythranthe guttata (spotted monkey flower), 960 nucleotides long. The record is from RefSeq and is a predicted model, not a curated record. Lineage: Eukaryota; Viridiplantae; Streptophyta; Magnoliopsida; Lamiales; Phrymaceae.
AUGGCUUUGACUUCUUUGAAUUUUGAAUACAUCAACAAACUCACUUACAGCCCUAGCAUGGCUCCUUGUUCAGCCUAUCCAUCCUCUUUCGAAAACGCGGGUUCUUUGCAAAGAAGAUGUAGAGAGGCUUUGUAUAGAAUAGGCGAAUUGCCUCAUCUUGUUGUAGCAUUUAAUUCGUUGGAAGGUAUGAUGACUCUUCUUUCUUCAGCCGACCCGUCUAAAAGUCUUGUUGCAUGUGCAGAUAGGCUUGGAAACAUCUCCCGAGUUAUAAGUGGCAUUAACAAUCACACAACGGGCAUCAAACUAAAUUGUACUUUAUGGGACACAUUUGCGGAAGACAUAGAUGUAUUUUUUGCUAAUCAUAAUCAUGGGGAGCCUGUAAUCAUUAUCUUACAGUAUUGCAGGAUCAAGACGUACAAUGGCAAAAACAAUAUUACAAAUUCGUAUUAUGGAAUUACAAUGACGAUAAACCCAAAGUUGAAAGAAUGUGAGGAUUACAAAGAAAAGCUAGCAAUGAGAGAUGCGUCAUUUACUCAAUCUGUCAGUCACAUUUCAAGUCAACGUUCAAUCACUAUUUCUGCUGAUCUACUACAAACCAAUAGAAUGACAAUUGCUGAUGUGGUUGAAUCCACAACUGUAGCCAAUGGUGCAUUACUUGCAAAGGUCGUGGAAAUUGAGUCCCAAGAUAAAUGGUGGUAUGAAUCGUGCGUCACAUGUUUUAAGAAAGUGGAGACUUCUGGUACAACAUUUUACUGUCCAAAUUGUCGCACCACGGUUAUGGUUGUGCCUAGGUUCCGAGUCCAAGUCAAAGUGAUUGAUGACACUGGAUCUGCUUCAUUUGUCAUGUUUGACCGCGUUAUUGCCCAGUUAUUAGGUCGAAGUGCAUCUGAUAUUAUAACCGAUUUACGUAAGGCUUUGCAUUUUCGAAAAUUUUGUUGGAUUGCUUUAGCCGAAUACUAA